UUCAUAUAUACCACACAAACUGCAUUACAGGUCUCUCAUUACCCAUGCUCUGAGAUUUUUUUUUGGGAAAUCUGAAAUUGUUUUUCGAGUGAAUUUGAAGAAGUGGAGAUGGACGCUAGCUCAUCAGCGAAUCCAACAACCCUUAAGAGAAAAGGCAAAACUUCAGAGAGGGAGAUGGGUAUCUUUGCUGUGCAAUGUGAGGAGUGCCACAAGUGGAGGCAGAUUGAUACGCAAGAAGCAUACGAACAAAUAAGACGUAGACUACUCGAGGACCAGUUUGUGUGUAUGCAGAAAGAGGGUACUACCUGUGAAGAUGCUGGAGACCUUGUGUACGACUCCUCCAGAGUAUGGUCCGUUGACAAGCGUGGCUUGCCUGAGACACCAAGAGGGUUCAGGAGGAGCUUAGUUAUGAGAAAGGACUACUCGAAAGUUGAUGCUUACUACGUAACUCCUACUGGGAAGAAGUUGAAGAUGUACUCUGAGAUUGAAGACUUCCUUAAGGCCACUGAUCCGGAUUAUGAUAGUAGAAUGCUUGAAGUUUUUAGCUUUACAGUCCCAAAAAUAAUGGAAAAAACUGUCCCCAAGCGAACCAAAGAGUAGAGAGAAUGAGAGCAGUUCAGAGACAGAGCCACUUACAGUCUCUAUGACCAUGAACUAGAAAUUCUGGAACUAAAAACUUCUUUGUGUUAUGAAUUAUUGUCUCUUGUCUUGUGUAUUAAGAUUUGAACCCUUUAUGGAAUUUUUGUCUUAUUAUUUUC
Camelina sativa (false flax) is the source of this 758-nucleotide messenger RNA. RefSeq names its product methyl-CpG-binding domain-containing protein 1-like. The record is from RefSeq and is a predicted model, not a curated record. Gene Ontology annotation, molecular function: DNA binding; zinc ion binding. Lineage: Eukaryota; Viridiplantae; Streptophyta; Magnoliopsida; Brassicales; Brassicaceae.